AUGCCCUCCGAACCUACAAAGGCCUCUAACGCAGGCAUCAUCACGGAUGAUGCCGGCGAACGCCAGAUCCCCGAGUCGAAGCGAGCGGACGGUAGCGUUCGCAAAGCCAUCAAAGUUCGCCCCGGCUACCGCCCCCCUGAAGAUGUCGAAGUCUACAAGAAUCGCACUGCCGCAGGGUUCCGUGAUCGUGCGACAAGAGGCGGUAUUCCUGGUGCGACGGGCCUGAAGGAGGAAAAGCCGGACGCCUCCUCUUCCGCCGCAAGUAACAAGAAUGCAAAGCGUCGAGAAGCGCGAAAGAAGGCCAAGGCUACCGGCGAGGAGGAAGGGGACGAUACGAAGCAGACCGGUGGUGACGACAAUGCUGCCAAGGCCGAAGAGGCAGACCCCGAAGUCGAGAGAGAAAAGAAGGCUCGGAAUCUUAAGAAGAAGCUGAAGCAGGCAAAGGACCUCAAGGACAAGAAGGAAGGCGGAGGGACGCUUCUGCCUGAGCAGAUCGCCAAGGUCAUCAAGAUCAAUGAGCUUAUUCGUGAACUUGAUGCUUUGGGAUUCGAUGCUGAAGGAGAGCCCAAAACUGGCAAUGGAGCCGACAGAGAGUCCAAUGCGAAGGAAUCAUCCAAGGAAGCCUGA
This is a messenger RNA of Colletotrichum godetiae, 627 nucleotides long. RefSeq lists its product as uncharacterized. Gene Ontology annotation, cellular component: exon-exon junction complex; cytoplasm. The transcript has a single exon. Gene Ontology annotation, biological process: exon-exon junction complex disassembly. The coding region runs from base 1 to 627 and encodes 208 amino acids. Gene Ontology annotation, molecular function: RNA binding. NCBI's taxonomy places the organism in Eukaryota, Fungi, Ascomycota, Sordariomycetes, Glomerellales, Glomerellaceae. The record is from RefSeq and is a predicted model, not a curated record.